Molecule: messenger RNA, 569 nt
Organism: Trichoderma atroviride IMI 206040
Lineage: Eukaryota; Fungi; Ascomycota; Sordariomycetes; Hypocreales; Hypocreaceae
Biological process (GO): mitochondrial respiratory chain complex IV assembly
Cellular component (GO): mitochondrial intermembrane space
Source: RefSeq, a predicted model, not a curated record
UGCCCCUAGUGCAGCACCUCGAGAAAUGAGCACAUACGGCAGUCCUGGAGCGCUGCCACAGACGAGGCCAACCCCGCCACAGCGAGGGAGCUUCCCCUUGGACCACGAUGGCGAGUGCAAGAAGGCCAUGACCAGCUACCUGGCCUGCAUGAAAAAGGUCCGCGGCGUCAAUGAAGACGAGUGCCGCAACCUGGCCAAGGCGUAUCUGUCGUGCAGAAUGGACAGAAACCUGAUGUUGCGGGACGACUUCAAGAAUCUCGGCUACCAAGAGCCUGGGCCGCCGGCAAAGGCCCCAGAGCCAGAAAAGGGCGUCAAAGGCGAACUCCGGUGGUAGCAAAAUCGAGUGGGCGCCCCCAUCGCCGCCAGACAGGCGUCCCCUAGUCGGCACGCAGCCAGCAUGGAGCGCAAAGGGGGAGGGAAAGCCAUUGGUCGUUCCCAUGGUGACAUUGCCCAGCCGUAUCUGUACAUAUUCUGGCGGCGAUCUGGAACUUUCCACGCCAGCUGUAUUAUAGCCCCCCCUGCUAGCAAAUCUCUUCUCUCCCUUUAUCGAGCCCUGUGCCGUAUUGUCU